Molecule: messenger RNA, 1691 nt
Organism: Eptesicus fuscus (big brown bat)
Lineage: Eukaryota; Metazoa; Chordata; Mammalia; Chiroptera; Vespertilionidae
Gene: PRSS8
Product: serine protease 8
Exons: 5
Coding region: 36-1028 (330 amino acids)
Biological process (GO): positive regulation of sodium ion transport; proteolysis
Molecular function (GO): sodium channel regulator activity; serine-type endopeptidase activity
Source: RefSeq, a predicted model, not a curated record
UGUCUGGGGUCUCCCCAGGGGCCCUCACCUGGGUCAUGGCCCAGAGGGCAGGCCUGGGGCCUAGGCGGCUGGAGGCCGCUGCCAUUCUGCUGUUGCUUGGAUUGGUCCGGUCCGGGCUGGCCUUUUGCGGUGUGGCCUCCCAAGCACGCAUCACAGGUGGUAACAGUGCAACCCCUGGCCAGUGGCCCUGGCAGGUCAGCAUCCUCUAUGAUGGCAAUCACGUGUGUGGCGGUUCUCUCGUGUCUGAGCAGUGGGUACUGUCGGCUGCCCACUGCUUUCCAAGGGAGCACCGCAAGGAAGACUACGAAAUAAAGCUAGGUGCCCACCAGCUGGACUCCUACACCCCUGCGGCCGAGGUCCGCACCGUGGCACAGGUCAUUUCCCACCCCAGUUACCGUCACGAGGGCUCCCAGGGGGACAUCGCACUCGUCCGUCUCAGCAACCCCAUCACCUUCUCCCGCUACAUCCGGCCCAUCUGCCUCCCUGCAGCCAAUGCCUCCUUCCCCAAUGGCCUCCAGUGCACUGUCACUGGAUGGGGCCACGUGGCCCCCUCAGUGAGCCUCCAGGCCCCCAGGAUACUCCAGCAACUUGAGGUGCCGCUGAUCAGUCGUGAGACAUGUAACUGCUUGUACAACAUCAAUGCCAAGCCUAAUGAGCCCCACUUCAUCCAGCAGGACAUGGUGUGUGCUGGCUAUGUAGAGGGGGGCAAGGAUGCCUGCCAGGGUGACUCUGGGGGCCCACUCUCCUGCCCUGUUGGGGGCCUCUGGUACCUGGCAGGCAUUGUGAGCUGGGGUGAUGCCUGUGGGGCCCCCAACAGGCCUGGUGUGUACACUCUGACCUCCAGCUAUGCCUCCUGGAUUCACCACCAUGUAGCGGAGCUCCAGCCUCAGGUGGUGUCCCAGCUCCAGGAGUCCCAGCCCGACAUCAACCUCUGCAGCAACCACAUGGCCUUCAACUCUGCUCCAGGCCAGGGUUUGUUGGGGCUUACCCUUUUGCUAUCACUAGCCCUGACCCUGGGCCUCCUCUAGCCAUGGUGGGAGCACUGAGCUACUCACCCUGGGAGUUGACCCCGUUUCUAGAACUGCCCUAUUGUACACAAGGACAGACGCCUGUUCCCAGGAAUGGACCUGGCCCCUCCUUGACAGUUUGGCCUGAGGCUUUAGUCACUCCUUCCUCCCAGGACCCUGUGGGAGCUCAGGGCACCAUCAUGACCUUUGAGCCCACACUCCUGGGUUUGUUCUUUGGGACUGCAGCCCAGAGCCAGGAAUUUUACUGCCUGUGGUACUGGCUAGAACCUCUGGCCACCUCCUGUCCACAAGACUAUUGGUUGGGCUCCUAUGGAGCUCCCAAGGAGCCUUCGCUAAGAAAAUGGGCCCUGGCUCUUACGUUUCUGGAAGACUGGGCGGCUGCCCAGCUGACUGCUGCUGAAGGGCUGGCUCCUGUGCCCGAAGUGCCUGCCUGGUGAGCCCCAUCACUCUGCCCUCCUGUUGUCUUCUGGGCUGGAGCUGCCUCUGAGCAGCAUGUUUCCAAGGACAGAAAAGGCCCCAAUCUUGCCCCAGUAGCUGCCAAGCCCCCACGGUGCCCUGAUUUCUGGACUCCGGAGGACUGAGCCCCCACCGGAACCAGGCUUGAGCUUGGAUCUGGGGUAGAGGGUAGAAGGAGCAAGAAGGAAUAAAAUGUUUUGAGCAUAA